Entelurus aequoreus (snake pipefish) is the source of this 4072-nucleotide messenger RNA. RefSeq names its product adaptin ear-binding coat-associated protein 1-like. The transcript has 7 exons. The record is from RefSeq and is a predicted model, not a curated record. Gene Ontology annotation, biological process: endocytosis. Bases 52 to 813 code for a protein of 253 amino acids. Gene Ontology annotation, cellular component: clathrin vesicle coat; membrane. NCBI's taxonomy places the organism in Eukaryota, Metazoa, Chordata, Actinopteri, Syngnathiformes, Syngnathidae.
ACAUUUACCAAUAACAGCGGCAAGCGACUGACCCGAAUUUAAAACGUCAAGAUGGCGACGGAGGGUCAGUUCGAGUACGAGUCGGUCCUCUGUGUCAAACCUGAAGUCAACGUGUACCGGAUCCCACCGAGAGCAUCCAACCGGGCUAUCAGGGCUGCUGAUUGGAAGCUGGACACUCCUGACUGGUCGGGACGCAUGCGGGUGGUGGCGAAGGGAAAAGUGGCCUACGUGAAACUUGAGGACAAAAUGUCAGGAGAGCUGUUUGCCCAGGCGCCCGUGGAUGAGUAUCCUGGCAUCACCGUGGAAACGGUGAGCGACUCGAGCCGCUACUUUGUGCUCCGCAUCCAGGAUGAUAACGGCCGCAGUGCCUUCAUUGGCAUCGGGUUUGGGGACCGAGGGGAUGCCUUUGACUUCAAUGUUGCACUGCAGGACCACUUCAAGUGGGUCAAACAGGAAGAUGAGUUCAGCAAACAGGCCCAGGCUCCAGACUCUACUCCUAAACUAGACCUGGGCUUCAAAGAGGGACAAACCAUCACACUCAAUAUCGGGCAAUCCAAAAAAAAGGACCGGCCUCGUCCACAGAGUUCUGGUGGUUUUGGAAUCCUUCCACCUCCACCUGGAGGCAAGCUAGCCCCGCCCCCUUCUUCAUCCAGAUCUAAUAACCACAACGUGGAGCAGACACCUGCAGGAGGAAAUGACACAGGUUGUCUGCUGGAUCUGGACUCCAGUAACUCCAACUCUGUGACAUCAUCAAACCCUCUUGCAGUCACCACCAGCUCAGACCUGUGGGGACACUUUGACCCCCCCAACUGAAUGAACCAAGGUUCUCUCGCUCUCUCUCCCUCUCUCUCUCUCUCUCUCUCCUUUUCUCUCUCGCUCUCUCUUUUUCACUCUUCCUGCUCUCUCUCUCUUGCGCUUCCUGCACUCUCUCUUUCUCUCUCUCUUGCUCUUCCUGGUCUCGCUCUCUAUCUUUUCUUGUACUCUUGCUCUUCCUGCUCUCUCUUUUCUCACGCUCUCUAGCGCGCUCUUUUUUUCUCGCUCUUAGGGACUUUUUUUUUUUUUUUUCCCUCAUGCUCUAUUUUCACGCUCUUUCCUUUGUUGCUCUAUUUUUUUCUUACUCUCUUUUCACUCUUUCUCUUUUCCUGCUUUCUCUCUCUCUUCCCUUUUUUGCUCUUUUUUUUACAUUUUUGGCUCUCUCUUGCACUCUUCUCGUGCCCUCUUUUUUCACUCUCUUUUCUUGUGCUCUCUUUCACGCUCUCUUUUCUCACUCCCUCCUGAGUAACAUUAUGCAGCACUUUGGCGAGGUUGCUUUCCCCCCAUCGAGGGGUCCCUACCGCUCCCUGCCGCGCAGGGUACAGAAAGCCCCUCCCCCCAGUUGUAGUUGUAACGAUCAACAAUAACAACAAUAAUAUUAAUAAUAAUAAUAAUAUGAAUUCCACCUGCUGAGUCACAUUUAGAAUUUAGUCUUACCGGCUUGUUGCGUCCCUCCAUCUAACUGUGAACAUGAUGUAGAAACGUUAUGAAGGGCAAUGCAGUGAACAAUGAAUGCAUUUUCUGUACAGAGAAUAUUUAUUUGAAAUAUGUACAUAUAUAUACAUAUAUAUAUACAUACAUAUAUUUAUGUGUCGUAGCCUCAUUUUCUUUGUCCGUUUGGCAGUAAGUUUCAUUUCAUGACCCGUCUCUAGCACCCUCUAGUGGCGUGUCGGUGCACAGCAGUAAUAGUGCCACAUGUAACCGUUGUAAGUGAGGAAGCAGGUUUAUCUUAACGAGGACAAAAUUAGAGGCAGGCCGCUAAGCCCGGCUUAGUCACUUGACCUCUGUCCCACUUAGUGACGAUGUCAUCGUCUUUCAUCCCUAAGGAUGUGUUUUAUUACAAACCCCGUUUCCAUAUGAGUUGGGAACUUGUGUUGGAUGUAAAUAUAAACGGAAUACAAUGAUUUGCAAAUCCUUUUCAACCCAUAUUCAGUUGAAUGCACUACAAAGACAAGAUAUUUGAUGUUCAAAACUCAUAAACUUUUUUUUUUUUUUGCAAAUAAUAAUCAACUUAAAAUUUCAUGGCUGCAACACGUGCCAAAGUAGUUGGGAAAGGGCAUGUUCACCACUGUGUUACAUGGCCUUUCCUUUUAACAACACUCAGUAAAGGUUUGGGAACUAAGGAGACACAUUUUUGAAGCUUUUCAGGUGGAAUUCUUUCCCAUUCUUGCUUGAUGUACAGCUUAAGUUGUUCAACAGUCCGGGUGUCUCCCUUGUGGUAUUUUAGGCUUCAUAAUGCACCACACAUGUUCAAUGGAAGACAGGUCUGGACUACAGGCAGGCCAGUCUAGUACCCGCACUCUUUUACUAUGGAGCUACGUUGAUGUAACACGUGGCUUGGCAUUGUCUUGCUGAAAUAAGCAGGGGCGUCCAUGGUAACGUUGCUUGGAUGGCAACAUAUGUUGCUCCAAAACCUGUAUGUACCUUUCAGCAUUAAUGGCGCCUUCACAGAUGUGUAAGUUACCCAUCUCUUGGGCACUAAUACACCCCCAUACCAUCACACAUGUUGGCUUUUACACUUUGCGCCUAUAACAAUCCGGAUGGUUCUUUUCCUCUUUGGUCCGGAGGACACGACGUCCACAGUUUCCAAAAACAAUUUGAAAUGUGGACUCGUCAGACCACAGAACACUUUUCCACUUUGUAUCAGUCCAUCUUAGAUGAGCUCAGGCCCAGCGAAGCCAACGACGUUUCUGGGUGUUGUUGAUAAACGGUUUUCGCCUUGCGUAGGAGAGUUUUAACUUGCACUUACAGACGUAGCGACCAACUGUAGUUACUCACAGUGGAUUUCUGAAGUGUUCCUGAGCCCAUGUGGUGAUAUCCUUUACACACUGAUGUCGCUUUUUGAUGCAGUACAGCCUGAGGGAUGAAAGGUCAUGGGCUUAGAUGCUUACGUGCAGUGAUUUCUCCAGAUUCUCUGAACCCUUUGAUGAUAUUACGGAGCGUAGAUGGCGAAAUCCCUAAAUUCCUUGCAAUAGCUGGUUGAGAAAGGUUUUUCUUAAACUGUUCAACAAUUUGCUCACGCAUUUGUUGACAAAGUGGUGACCCUCGCCCCAUCCUUGUUUGUGAAUGACUGAGCAUUUCAUGGAAUCUACUUUUAUACCCAAUCAUGGCACCCACCUGUUCCCAAUUUGCCUGUUCACCUGUGGGAUGUUCCAAAUAAGUGUUUGAUGAGCAUUCCUCAACUUUAUCAGUAUUUAUUGCCACAUUUCCCAACUUCCUUGUCACGUGUUGCUGGCAUCAAAUUCUAUAGUUAAUGAUUAUUUGCAAAAAAAAAAAAAAAAAAGUUUAUCAGUUUGAACAUCAAAUAUGUUGUCUUUGUAGCAUAUUCAACUGAAUAUGGGUUGAAAAUAAUUUGCAAAUCAUUGUAUUCCGUUUAUAUUUACAUCUAACACAAUUUCCCAACUCAUAUGGAAACGGGGUUUGUAGUUCGCCAUUAUUAGAACCAAUGUCAAUGUUGUAACUGACCACUUCUGAAGUCCGGGUUGGAACGUGAGUUUUGUCGGGACCAAGCUUGUAUUUUUAAGACGCUUGCUUUUUUUUUUUUUGUGUUGUUGUUGUUGUUGUCGUCGUGGUGAUUAUUGUCGUUUACAUGCAGAUGGAUUAUGCUGCGUCGCUUGUUUUUGUGAGGGAAGUGCAAUGAAGAAGAUCAUUCUAACCCUGACCAAGUCUUUUACCCCCCCCUAACGUGAUCUCUUGUCCACAAUGUGCGUAUGGAAAUAUGCAAACAUAUAAAUAUGUCACCACAAAUCAAACCGCCAUUGUCUUUUAUUUCUCCACAGAGACGAAAAGUCUGUUUCGGAGUGAAUAUCAUGAGAAUACAUCGUGAGAGUAUGACAGGAAUUAUGACGUCAUCUACGAUAUGGUUAUGACAUCAACUACGGUGUGAUUAUGACAUGAUAUAGAUCCGGGGUGUCCUAACUUUUUCCACUGACAAGUGCACAGUCAAAAAUCAAAGCGUGCGGGGGCCAGUUUGGUAUUUUUCAUCAAAACCAAUACAAAAUAUAAUUUGUUUUAACCUGUAGGGCUAAACUUUUAUUCU